Messenger RNA from Hyaloscypha bicolor E, 2037 nucleotides. RefSeq names its product MFS general substrate transporter. The transcript is spliced from 7 exons. NCBI's taxonomy places the organism in Eukaryota, Fungi, Ascomycota, Leotiomycetes, Helotiales, Hyaloscyphaceae. The record is from RefSeq and is a predicted model, not a curated record. The coding region runs from base 217 to 1908 and encodes 563 amino acids.
ACGACGAUCUGCACCUCCCAACCCUUCUGUCGACCUUGUACUACAUCCCACUUAGCGACUUCAGUUUGGCAGUGAAAGGCACUCCUCGAAGUACUUGAGGAGCGUCCCUUCCCUCAAGAAUUGCUUCUUGCACGCGUUCUGCCCGCUUUCCACCGCGCAAUUGAGCGAAAGGUCAAGUACGACACCACGAGUUUCGCCUGAACCCCCGACUCUACCAUGGCCACCGAUAAGGACUUCGAGGCUGGAGGGGAGCAGGAUCACAUCUCGAAGCUGGCUUUCAGCGCGGUGGCGACUCCGGACAACUCUCCCUUCGGCGGCGAAACGAGAUCUGAUGAAGUACGGGAUCUCGACCAGUAUGUCGCCAAAGGCUCACCUGCGACGAGGAAGGAGGUUAUCUCCUAUUACGCAUACUACGCAGGCAACAAUGGUAUCGGAUCUUUUCAGUACUCCAGUCUUCUGUUCCAGAACCUCAUCUACCAAGCGGGGUUCAACCCAAAUGUACUACCGUUAGGUAGCUCCGCUUGCGGCGUUGACCCUACGGCACCUUGUCAUGUGUUCUGGGGAGGUGGCAAUAAGACAAAGGCAUACACUUCGGUCAUCCUGAUCGCCACUGGCUUAACAUUUCUUACUCAAGCGCUUCUCUUCAUUGGCAUUGGUAGUUUGGCGGACUAUGGCAACUGGAACCCAUGGGUCGUCAGGGGCUUCUCUGUGCUUUGUUGGGCAUUUGAAUUUGGCUUUCUAGGGGUCACCACAGCCAACAAAUGGAGGGCUGCCAUGGCACUUUAUAUCUUAAGCAGCGUCACGUUUUGGGCAUCGUAUGUAUUCUUCAAUGCCAUAUUCCCUAAACUAGCACAUGACUUGCCAGAGGCUCGUCAGGCGAGGGAAGAGUUUCUCAAUGGUAGCAUAAAGGAAGAGGAGUUUGAACGUAGGUGCUCAAUGGCUCGUUCCAAGAUUAUGAACGUAAGUUAUUUCUGGAACAAUGUGGGGUUUACAAUUUGUGGGGCAUUAAGUCUGGCUGCACUUGCUGGAAUCGGGGCCAAUAAUUCAACAUCAUUGAACAAUUGGGGAUACUCCGUCUCCGUAGCAGUGUGCACGGGGUUCUGGAUAGUCCUUGCCAUUCCUUGGUUUCUGUGGGAGAAAAGACGCCCCGGACCGACCCUCCCUGCAGGGGACAAUUACCUUACUUUCGGGUUCCGCCACACUUGGUGGACUAUGAAGAAGGCGUGGACAUUGAAGCAGACCUUAUUCUACCUUGUGGCGUUCUUUCUCCUUGCGGACGGUAUUGGCACCACGAUCACUCUUGUUGCGAUAAGUCAGACACAAGUCGUGCAGUUCUCAGCCACCGAGAAUACAUAUCUUAUCAUGGUUGAAGGCGCAUCGGCAGCAGUGGGCGUUUUCGGCGCCUAUUAUAUUCAGCGGCUUUUCCAUAUCCGGACCAAAACAAUGCUGCAAGCCACGAACUUUGGGUGCCUGUUGGUGGCACUGUGGGGCAUGAUUGGGAUAUGGACCACGAAGGUUGGCUAUCACAAUCUGUGGGAGUUCUGGUUCUUCAAUGCGCAAUUCGGCUUUAGCAUGGGUGCCCAGUUCUCGUACGGUCAAGCCUUCAUGGCAGAACUAGUGCCUCGCGGGCGAGAAUACAUGUUCUUUAGCCUAUUGGGUAUUGUGUCAAAAGGCUCUGCGUGGAUCGGCCCCAUCGUCUGUUCUGCAAUCGUUGACCGCACCGGCAACCAAUGGACAGCUUUUCCCUUCGUAGCCGCUCUGAUAUUUGUCCCGUGGGUCGGGAUCUUCUUCAUCAGCGAAGUCAAGAGCAGGAAGGAGUGUGCUGAAUAUUUGGCCAGAGAAGCUGCUGAUCUUAGGAAGGUCUCUGGGGCCAAGGCAGCGGAGGGAGAGAAUGAUCACCUCUCUUGAUUAACUACAUCCAGAUGGUUAUUUCUUUCCUGCGGCAACAAUGUAAUUAAUCCAUCGGAGAGUGUGUCGAUCGGGGAGGGGGGCAGGGCAAUACACAGCACAAUCUCACAAUCUUACAAUCUCACAAGC